Molecule: messenger RNA, 1866 nt
Organism: Heterostelium album PN500
Lineage: Eukaryota; Evosea; Eumycetozoa; Acytosteliales; Acytosteliaceae
Gene: sec1
Product: Sec1 family protein
Exons: 7
Coding region: 1-1866 (621 amino acids)
Biological process (GO): vesicle-mediated transport; intracellular protein transport
Cellular component (GO): secretory granule; plasma membrane
Molecular function (GO): syntaxin binding
Source: RefSeq, a predicted model, not a curated record
AUGGCUUCAAGUAUUAGAGAGAUUACUAAAGAAAGAAUUUUAAAUGAAAUUAUUAGAUCUGUUAAUCCUGAAUCAAAUAAUGGAUGGAAAGCAUUGGUCGUAGAUCAAGAAUCACUUCGUAUCAUUUCAGCAUGUUGUCAAAUGUUUGAUAUCACUGAAGAGAAAGUUACAGUUGUUGAUAAGCUUGAAAAUCCAAGACAAAGACUAGCAAAUGUUGAAGCAAUCUAUUUCAUUACACCAACAACCAAGUCUAUCGAUAGAUUGAUUGAGGACUUUAAGAAGAAAGGAUCUCCACAGUAUCAAGCUAUUCAUUUAUUCUUGACAUCCAAAUUACCAGAGACAGAGUUUAAAAAGUUAUCAAACUCUAAUGCAGUACAUAGAAUAAAGACAUUCAAAGAGAUGAACAUUGAGUAUCUCGCUAUUGAAUCACAAGCAUUCCAUUUCGAUCAAAAAGGUGCAUUAUACACAUUGUUCUCACCAGAAACAAUGAAUCUAGUUGAAGAACAAGCAAAGAUGGCUAUCAAAUUGGCAACAUUAUGUGUAUCAUUAAAUGAAUAUCCAAUCAUUAGAUAUUCCAAUUCGAAUCCAGUAUCGAUUGCAGUUGCCGGUAUGACGCAAGAGCGUUUGGAUUCAAUUGCAAGAACAUCAAAGGCGUUUACACCGAACGAAGAGCACGGUACUCUUUUGAUUAUCGACAGAACGAUCGAUCCUCUUGCACCACUGCUUCAUGAAUUCACCUAUCAGGCAAUGAUCUACGAUCUCUUUAAGAUCGAAGGUGACAAGUACUCGUACGAUGCCGUCACCGGUAACGGUUCCGUCAAAAAGGACGUUCUUCUCAACGAAAACGACUACAUGUGGAACGGACUCAGACACAAACAUAUUGCAGACGUAAUCGAUUAUCUCAAAACAAGAUUAGAUGACUUUUUAAAGACAAAUCAAGUUACUCAAUAUACUCAACAUGUAAGUGUUACAAAACAACAACAACAACAACAACAACAACAAAAGAAGAAAAAGAAGAAACAAAGAUCACUUAAGGAAGCAUCCGAUGUAAUUAGAUCACUUCCACAAUAUCAAGAGAUGAUGUCAAAGUAUUCAUUACAUAUCAAUAUUGCAGAGCAAGCAUCACAGAGAUUCACUGAGCCAAUGGCAAAUCUUGCUUACCUCGAACAGGAUAUGGCUACCGGUGAAGAUGCCAAAGGUAAUACACCAAAGAAUAUCAUCCCAAGAUUAUCAACUUUCUUAAAUGAUGUAAUGUUAGAACCAGCAGAUAAAAUUCGUUUGUUGAUGAUUUAUAUUAUUUCACAGGAAGGUAUCAAAGAGCAGGACAGAAAGAAAUUGAUGGAUCUCGCUGGCAUUGGAUUGCAAGAUCAGGCAUCGAUUUCCAAUCUCUUCUUCUUGGGUGUCACUCUGAUGAAGGGUGCCAAAGGCAAACAAAAGACACAGGUCACCAAACAAAGAAAGCAAGACGAGGGAAACAACCCGUACGAAGUAUCUCGUUACGUUCCACUCCUGAAGGACAUCGCUGAGAAUCUCGUUAAUAACACUCUGCCAGACUCUGACUUCCCCUACGUCAAGGAGAAGCCAACAGUCAGCAGCAACAAUCAGCCAACCAGCAAGGUUUCACUCAAGGGUAAGAGCAACCAACCGAGAUGGGCAGAUCCCGCCGCUCAAAAGGAGGAAAUCAAAUACAGCGGUCCAAAGUUGAUUCUUUUCGUGCUCGGUGGUAUGUCAUACUCUGAGAUGCGUUCGAUCUACGAGCUCGCCGCCUACUACAAGAGAAACAUCUACAUUGGAUCCAACGCAAUUCUAUUGCCAAAUGAAUACACUAACGACGUAAAAUCUCUAAAGAGAACAGAGAAUGUAUAA